Messenger RNA from Pocillopora meandrina, 1565 nucleotides. The record is from the annotation of a GenBank genome assembly. NCBI's taxonomy places the organism in Eukaryota, Metazoa, Cnidaria, Anthozoa, Scleractinia, Pocilloporidae.
UGUUUGAGUACUCAGCAAAAACUUGUUUCAUCUCAGCAAUGGUAAUAAAGAACCUCGUAUGAUAAAAGCGACUGUUUGAACUCUCAUAGUCAUUUGGUAUUCUACUUCUAGAGAGAAAAGAGUUCCCAACAAGAACGAAGCCCUUCCUCCGCGAGAUUUAUCCACGAACAUGAAGCCUCUCACCGUGGCAGUCCUCUUUGCGCUCGUUUUCGCCCUCGGCGUGAAUUCCGCGUCCGUCAGCCUUUCCAGUAGCCAACUGACGCUCAAUGGUAACGCUCACAUUCAGUUUUACGGUCCUAGAGAAGCAAUUUGGGCUGGUUUAUCUAACGGUAAAAACUGGAAUCAUAUUUCAUGUGUCGGAAUUACUGCUUAAUUAGUCUGAUCACUGUGAACGUUCCAAAAGUUGCCUGCACCGUGAAACUAAGAGGCCGGUUUUGAGGGCGCGCAAGUAGGAAAUGCAUUUGCCAAUUUUAUUGAAAGGCAAUUCUGGUGAGGCCGACGCAAUCCUUUGCAAAAAUUUAGAAAUAAUUCAAUUUUUCAGAUUUUCCUCUGUUCAAUUUUUUACCAAAUACAAACUAAAACUACUUGUGAAGAAAUCUGUCUGUUAAUUUUUUACAAGUAUUCUUACAUCGUAGGUCACCGAUAUCCCAUCAUUAAUAGUGGUGAUCGGAUCGCUUUGCGGUCAGCCUACACUUCUGGUAGCUAUGUUAACUACUGGAUGCGCUGUAAAUCGUCAUAUUGUCGUUGGUAUACCUGCCCUGGUCAGGUGAUGACCUCAUCAGCCUGGUCGUCUUGCUCAAGCUACAUGUUUUAUUACAUUCACGCCAUGGGGAAGAUGAACGGCCAGCCGAUUAACAGCGGUGACGUAGUGUCGCUUAGUAGCCAAGCCUAUGGAAGCAGAUACCGGCUGUACUGUGGUACAUCAACCAGCACUAAAUGCUACAUGAUUUCGUGAGUGUUGUUUGCUUCUUAUUAGUCUGUAUUAAUUUUUCAUAAUUAAUCUGAUAGCAGAAGUUGCUUAACUAUUAAAAAGAGAGAAACAGCAGACAAAAAUCAUGUUUGUUAGGGCUGCAUGACACUUGGUAUGUACGUCAAUGCCUCUAUUUCACUGAUGGUCAAACUUUUCCACAAAAGUUGCCAUCUCUAUUUAUACACUGAGGCUGACAACAUAUUUACUAUGGCAGUUAUCCUUAAUUAAACAAUUGGGAAAUGCAAGUUUCUAUUUGUGUUUAUGUGAAGGGAGGUAAACUUAAUAAAGGCGUUGUCAUUAAGAGAAGAGCUUAUGAAAAAUCCUUUUUUCCCACAGGACAGUCAGCUCAUUGACGGGAAACAACUGGUUCUACUAUAACUACAUAACGUUCCAGAUCUUUUCCAAGUACGCCACUGAUGGUACCCCUGUGCAGUACGGUGAUGUGGUAGCCUUCAAAUACCCGUACGCCUAUAACAGCGCCUGGUUGUAUUACUACAGCAGCUAUUUUUAUCCUCGUAGCUGCAGCUCGAACAGCAAAAGCUCGUGCGCCACUGAAAAUCGAACCACUGGCUUCAAGAUCUUUAAAAAGCUUUAA